Messenger RNA from Triticum aestivum (bread wheat), 1230 nucleotides. Its product is annotated as BTB/POZ and MATH domain-containing protein 2-like. Gene Ontology annotation, molecular function: protein binding; DNA binding. The transcript is spliced from 3 exons. Gene Ontology annotation, biological process: protein ubiquitination. Bases 1 to 1230 code for a protein of 409 amino acids. NCBI's taxonomy places the organism in Eukaryota, Viridiplantae, Streptophyta, Magnoliopsida, Poales, Poaceae. The record is from RefSeq and is a predicted model, not a curated record.
AUGCCCCUGGACUUCACCAAGCACUUCGUCGCGGUGCCGACGGAGUUCAAGCUCAGGAACAACAUCGGCUGCUCCUGGAAGGUGACAGUCAAGCUGAUGAACGGCAGGGUGACCCUGGAUCAGGGUUGGGCCACCUACGCAGUCGUUCAUCAGAUCAAGAUCGGCUAUAUGGUGAUGUUCAAGCUCCUCACUCCCGACACCCUCAAGGUCAUCAUCUUCGACGACGAUGGCAUUGAGGUCGUCAACAAGUGCGGGAAGCACGACGACGCCUUCGCCGCCAAGGAGCAACCAAACACCAGGCAGUGUGGUUCAGCCCAUGCAGCCAGGCUGAGUAGAGAAGUGUAUGCGAUGCAGGCACUGUUGCACACGGCAACCAAACACGCCCUAUGUGUCUUCAUUCAGCUUGUCAGUGUAAGCAGGGACUUGCCAGUGGUGCCUGACAAGGGCAUCUCAGCUCAAGGUUCGCUCGGUUUACUGAACCGGACUGGGAAACCAGUGCCGUUAGAUACCUACACCUUCAGCAGGCGUUUCACGACCAACGAAGAGGGCUGGUACAAAUUCUUCACAAGAUCGACGCUAGAGAGCUACCUCAAGGAUGACUGCUUCACUCUCAGUUGCGACAUUACUGUUACAAAGCUGCGAGCCGAGGAAACGGAAGAUUGUGAUUUUGUCGAUCUCCUGUGGAAGGAGGGGGCAGAUGUGACCUUCAAAGUGGGUGGUGAGACAAUUGCCGCCCAUCGAUGGGUGCUGGCUGCCAGAUCUCUGAUCUUGAAGGCAGCAGCAGAAGCAGAGCUCCUUGGCGUGCCAGAAAGGGAGAAAAAGACGACGCCCAUGGCCACCGUAAGGAUCGACGACAUGGAGGCAAAAGUGUUCAAGGCUUUGCUCCACUACAUAUACACCGACACAUUGCCUGAUGAAAUGGACAAGGGAGAUGAGGCGGUGACAGCAAUGGCGCACCGAUUGCUUGGAGCGGCUGAUAGGUACAAGGUGGAGAGACUGAAGCUGAUCUGCGAGGAUAUGUUGUGCAAACGUGUCUCCACAAGCACGGUCAUAACCACGUUGGUGUUAGCGGAGCAGCACCACUCCCAGAGGCUCAAGGCGGCAUGCAUCGACUUCCUCAUCUCCCCAAACAAUAUGAAAGUCGUCUUGGAAAAUGGCGGUUUCAAACAUUUACAGAGCAGCUGCCCCUCUGUUCUCAUGGACCUCAUAGAAAGGGCAAAAGUGGCCUGA